AUGACUCUAAAGACAGGGCUGACUGCCCCUGCAUGCGUCAGCUCUGCAUUAUGGGAUAUUUAUUACGCAGCUACGCCUUCAGUGAAUUUUGCUGCUAACUCACCUGUAGAGGAGAUUAUACCUUUCAAGAUCUCAAGUUCUACUUACAAAUACAGGAAUGAAGAAUUUAAAAGACAGUUCUCACACCUACCAGAUUUGGAAAAGCUUGUAGUAGAUUAUGCCUGUGCCCUCCAGAAGGAUAUCCUCCUUCAAGGACGCCUGUAUCUCUCUGAAAACUGGCUGUGUUUCUACAGCAAUAUAUUCCGAUGGGAGACCACAAUUUCUAUCGCCUUGAAAGAUAUAACCUUCAUGACAAAAGAGAAGACAGCUCGGCUCAUCCCAAAUGCCAUCCAGAUUGCCACUGAAGGAGAGAAGUUUUUCUUCACUUCAUUCAGUGCUAGAGACAGAAGCUACCUCAAUAUCUUUCGAUUAUGGCAAAAUGCGUUAUUGCUGAAGAGGCUGACAAAGCAGGAAUUCUGGCAGCUUGUGCAGCAAAGCUAUGGCUCUGAGCUGGGCUUGAACACCGAAGAGAUGGAAAAUUUUCAUUCGUCAUCUGAGGAGAAUGGACAGUCUAGAUCCAGCCUUUGUGAUGAAUCUGCAGAGAAGGAUGAAAAGCCAUAUAAAGCCAUUGGUCUAAUUCAGGAGCCCAUCAAUCAGAUACUUGAAACCGAGUCUCUUAUUGGAAGUGUGCUAACAGAAGAUGCUGAGCCAGAGGAAUCUCACUGUGAUAAACCAGAGAGACGGAGUUCUUUCCUGUCUUCAGAAAGGAAGCGAGCAGAUCUAGCACAACACAAACUUUCUGCGCAGUUACCAGAUCUAAAUGAGAAUUUCCCUCACGAGAAGAGCAGUGCUUCAGAAAGUGAUGGUGAAGCUGAGGAUACCAUCCUAGAGAAUGACCUGCAUGGAAAGCUCUUUAUUGAUCGGGUUUUCCGUAUUGGUGCAGACAAAAUGUUUGAGAUGCUUUUCACCAAUUCCCAUUUCAUGCAGAGAUACCUUAACACAAGAAAUAUAACAGAUACAGUAUCAACCCCUUGGAACACAGAUGCUGGAGGGAAUCAGCUGAGGACCAUGACAUACACUCUUGUGCUUAACAAUCCACUUGUUGGGAAAUUCACAACUGCAACUGAAAAGCAGGUCCUGCAUAAACAGAGCCACAAAGGUCGAUUGUAUCGGAUAGACACAGAGGUGUUCACACAUGAUGUGCCCUACCAUGAUUACUUCUACACUGUGUAUAGUUAUUGCAUCACCCACAUAUCCAGUCAGAAGUGCAGAAUCCGGAUUUCCUCAGAUGUGAAAUAUAAAAAGCAACCAUGGGGACUUGUCAAGAGCAUAAUAGAGAAGAAUACAUGGGGUGGGAUAGAAGAAAAUUUUAAGCAGCUUGAAUCAGAACUGCUAAUGGAAGAAUAUGCAAUGAACAAACAAGUAGAGGAUCCAGUGAAACAUGGUGUCCUGAGGAGGAGGAGAUGGACUUUGCAGCGAAACAUGGGGGACAACCUUCCCAAAUGCUCCUCACAGUAUUCUGCUGGGGAUGCAAGUUUGCCUUCCCGGACCAAGGCAGGACCAAAAAAAGAUGCUAAAAAUAAGACCAUCACCAUCAUAGUGAUAAUGAGCAUCUUCUUGCUCUUACUGAUUUUGCUGAAUGUGACAUUAUUCCUCAAACUGUCAAAGAUUGAAAAUGCAGCUCAGUCAUUUUACCGUGUUCAUCUUCAGGAAGAAGGAUCUGUAAAGUUAGCCCUUAAUAUGGCAUCCAGAGAGAAAAUCCCUCAGUCUGAUACAGAUAAAGUCCAGCAUGUGAAAGGGGUGCUGAGAGACUCUAUCGCUUUACUUGAACAGCUGAAGAAUUCUCUUUCUAAGCUUCAAAACAGCUUUGAUCACCUGAACAAGACCAAAAAUGGGAAGCCUGAAAGUUGAUGUCACCAAAAUAGGAGACUGAAGAUACUGUUUUGGUGAUGAAACUGCUAAACCUUUUUCCUCUCAAUUUUUGCACAGGACUCAAUUUGCACCUCUAAUAAACAGAUAUCUGUAAAAUUCAUUUGUUUUUUUAAAAUUUCCUGUUACUCUGUGAAUCCUCCUGAUCCAUUUGAUGUCUUUUUGUGAACGAUUUCCUCAAGUGUGAAUAAUUGGUGUGAAUGAGUAAUAAACUGUGUGGUCUGUUAAUUAUGUGAAAUUGCAGAGGAAAUCCUUGGAAAAGCAGUGUGAUAUGGAAAGAAAUAUAGAUUUUGAAAGAUCAUCAACAUCAUGAAAGAGGCGAUACAUAUUAUUUUACAAAGAUUGUCGCACCUGACGAUUGUCUACAUAUUCUUCCAUGUAUGUUCAACAACUCUGAAAAACAAGCCAUUUUUAUAUGCUUUGUGUAUGUCCUAGAUACCUGUUUGUAUCCAGAUUUCCUUUGCAGAUUUCCCUCUCUUCAGGGUCACUGCAAUUUUACCUCUUCCUAUCCACUAUCAUUUCAGCUCUCAGGAUUUCUCAGGGAGUAUCCAUAUGCAGAAGAAAGCUAUAUUCAAAAGUCCUGAGUCCCUGAAUUGUUUUUGAAGACAGCAGUAAUUGUAUUCAUCUGAUUUUCAUCUGAUUGCACAGAGUUCUUCAUAAAUAACCUGAGAUGGGAAUGAUCUUGUUAUGCUAGUACUAAGAAGAGUUAUGUUACAACCAACCGAGCCACUGGAGAAAUGCAGUAGCCUUUCUAAAGCUGAUUCUAGGAGAGUAGAACUGCAAUCCAGGGGAGAGUUACAGCCUUCUACUUAGGAUUGUACUGCAGAUUGACUGAAAAUGUGGGUGCAGGUAAAAUCACGGACACUCUAUGUAAGCUGUAAACUAGAACUGUGACUUCUAUUUUUAGGGUUUUGAUUUUCUCUCGUCUUUCUUCAAGUGCCUUUCUUAUUGUAUAGGAAAAUAGCUUUAACAGCUUGACCAAAACUACCUUGACUCUUCUUCUAAAAACCAAGAAGGUGCUUGUUAGUGUACAGUGCAGACAGAACUGUAUUGGAGUAAUUAGUGUCAAGCCAGACAUUUCAUAGACUAUAAAGCAUAGGAAUUGAAGUCCUGAAUAGAUAAUCAGGUGAGAGAUAAAUGAAGGCACUUUCUGUGAUGUUGUCCUUUGUGCUUUUUUGUAUUUGAAAUGUAUACCAUGUCAGUCAUUUUAUAUAAAAUGUAUGGAGAUAAUAAAUGUUUUACAUAUGGGAAACUUUGUACCAAGUCAGAAAUGUUUCUGUGUUCCACUAUCAUGAAAGGAUCCAAUAAAGCUGAUAAAUGGCAGUA
This is a messenger RNA of Eublepharis macularius, 3294 nucleotides long. RefSeq names its product GRAM domain containing 1C (gene GRAMD1C). The transcript is spliced from 17 exons. Gene Ontology annotation, cellular component: plasma membrane; endoplasmic reticulum membrane; endoplasmic reticulum-plasma membrane contact site. Gene Ontology annotation, biological process: intracellular sterol transport. Gene Ontology annotation, molecular function: sterol binding; sterol transfer activity. The record is from RefSeq and is a predicted model, not a curated record. Lineage: Eukaryota; Metazoa; Chordata; Lepidosauria; Squamata; Eublepharidae. Bases 1 to 1950 code for a protein of 649 amino acids.